Molecule: messenger RNA, 6877 nt
Organism: Mus musculus (house mouse)
Lineage: Eukaryota; Metazoa; Chordata; Mammalia; Rodentia; Muridae
Gene: Ubap1
Product: ubiquitin-associated protein 1
Exons: 6
Coding region: 5348-5932 (194 amino acids)
Biological process (GO): ubiquitin-dependent protein catabolic process via the multivesicular body sorting pathway
Cellular component (GO): ESCRT I complex; endosome; cytosol
Molecular function (GO): ubiquitin binding
Source: RefSeq, a predicted model, not a curated record
GGGGGUGACUGCUUUGGGGGAUAUCUUUGGCAUUGUGUGGUCUUCUCUAACUGUCUCAUCACUGUGGUCUUCUCUAGAUUUUUCUUCCUUUUUUAAUUUUCUGGGCGAUUACCUGGACUAUACCCCUGGGUCUCAGAAACAACCCCGUGUCUUUCUUUUGAGGCUAAGCAUUUCUCUUGACCAGCGAUCCCUCACCUUUGUGUUGUUGCCUCGUGUUUUUUGAGUUGAGACUUAGAAAUAUAAUUAUUUAAAACAAUUUUGUAUUGAACUGGAGUGAGAUUUUGAUACUUUUUAGACAGACAUCAUAGAGUGUUGUAAACUCAAAUUCUGUUCACAUUUUCAUGGAUAAAGUGUUUUGUCUUCUCAGUUGUAAUUGUUAGUAUUUGGGAAUUUGAAUAAACAUGGUGUGUGUUACCUGAAUUUUUUUUUUUUAAUUUGAUGGUAUAACAAGGCAUUUCGUUUUCAUUGAUAAAUAGGUCUUCUAGGGGCGAGGAGAGAAGGUUAAACAAUUCAGAGCACUCAUUCUUGCAGAGGACCCAACCAAGUUCAACUCUCAGUUCCCACAUGAUAUCUCACAGUCAUCCAUAACUCCAGUGCCACCUUUUGAUGCUCCUCUGCUAAUAGGCAGGGAUGUGGUAUAUAUACAUACAUCAUGCAGGCAAAACACUCAGAUAUAUGAAAUAAAUCUAAAAGCGUUUCUUUUUCUUUUUUUGGUCAGUAAGCUCAGCCCCCCCCUUUUUUUUUUUUGUAAAUUUGGAGACAGGUUUCUCUGUGUAGCUCUGGCAAUCCUGGAGUUUGUUUUGUAGACUACGCUGGCUUUGAACUCUCAGAGAACUACCUGCCUGCCUCUGCCUCCCAAGUGCUGGGACAAAAGGAAUGUACUACCCACUGGCUUAUAAAAAUUGCUCUUUCUAGUUAAUAUCCAUGCUUAGUUAAACUGAACGUUUCUGUAUUAAUGCAAAGAACACAAAAGUAAGAAAAGAAUUACCUAACAUUUUAAGUGAAAUUUUGUAAGUUUUUGUCUCUAGUUCAUUCUAUUCUGUAACUUAUUGAAAGCCUACUGUGUCUUUCAGUUACUGAGACUUAAUUAUGGGAGCAGGAGAAUUAGUGUUUUUCUAGUAAAUGUCCUUGCCGCUGCCUAGGAGAUAACUAACCUGCUCAUUGUGGAAAAAGUAUUAAUUUAUAAAAGUUAAAGUAUCUGAAUAUAAAACUUCCUCAAAUUUUACUUUAAACUUUUCUUUGUAUUUAAAACUCUACUUUAUCAUGAUGUUUUAUGUGUUUUUGCUUCCUUUUUUCCUUUAGUUUUAUUUUUUUAGUUAAUUUACUUACAUGUGUACGAGUGUCUUGCCUGCAUGUCUGUGCAUAGAAGAGGGUGUCCCGGAACCUAACAUAGUUGUAAGCUGAUGUGUGGGUGCUAGGACUUGAACUUGGGUCCUUGGAAGAGGAGAUAGUACUCUCAAACUUUGAGCUAUCUCUCCAGCACCUCCCCUCCCCUCCCCUCCCCUCCCUUUACCUGCUGAGCCAAUAGUAACACUGAUAGUAGGCCUUUCUUUUUCUUUGGUUUUAAUUAUAUGUAGAUGUGUGUGUCUGAGGUGCAUGUACACAUGAAUUCAGUGCCUGAAGUCUGAUAGUCUUACUUUUUAUUGUUUGUUUUGGUUUUUGUUUCUAGGGUUUCUCUGUAUAGCCCUGGCUGUCCUGGAACUCACUCUGUAGACCAGGCUGGCCUUGAACUAAGAAAUCUGCCUGCCUCUGCUUCCUGAGUGCUGGGAUCAAAGGCGUGCGCCACCAUGCCCGGCUAGUCUUCCCUUUUUUUUUUUUUUUUUUUGCUGAGAUUUGAACUCAGGACCUUCGGAAGAGCAGUCAAUGCUCUUAACCGCUGAGCCAUCUCUCCAGCCCCCUAGUCUUCCUUUUUAAAGAUGUAGUUUGAUUUUAUAUUUAUGGGUCUUUUACCUGUAUAUAGGUCUGUGUAUCAUAGUCAUGCCUGGUACCUAUAGAAGCCAGAAGAGGACAUCAGAUCUUCUGGAACAGACAGUUGUUAGCCUCCCAAAUGGGUGCUAGGAAUUGAGCCUGGGUCUCCUAGAAAGGCAGCCAGUGUGUAUUUGUUUUUUUUGUUUUUUUUUUUGUUUUUUCGAGACAGGGUUUCUCUGUAUAGCCCUGGCUGUCCUGGAACUCACUUGGUAGACCAGGCUGGGCUCGAACUCAGAAAUCUGCCUGCUUCUGCCUCCCGAGUGCUGGGAUUAAAGGCAUGCGCCACCACGCCUGGCUGUUUUUUUUUUUUUUUAAGAUUUAUUCAUUUUUAUUUUAUGUGCAUUGAUGUGCCUGCAUGUACGUCUGUGAAGCUGCCACACCUCCUGGCAUUGAAGCUACAGACAUACAGAUAGGUAUGUGCUGCCAUGUGGGUGAUGGGAAUUAAACCCAGGUUCUCUGGAGAAGCUGCCAGUUCCUUAAACUGUCGAGCCAUCUGCCCAGCUCCAGAACAGCUAGUGUUUCGACUGACAUUAGUCCAGGGUCCUGGUAAUUUUAAGAAACAUGUUUCUCUAUUUCUGUAUUAAAUGCUUUUUUUUUUUUUUUUGAAGCAGGGGUUUCUCUGUGUAGCCCUGGCUGUCCCUGGAACAUUGUCUGGCUCCAAAUACUUACUUAAAACAUAUAAAAGCUUUUAUUGAUGGUUUGUUUUGAGACAAGGUCUGACUGAUUAUGUAUUCAAGGCUGGCCUUAAUUUUUUUUUUAAAGAUUUAUUUGUUAUAUGUAAGUACACUGCAGCUGUCUUCAGAUACACCAGAAAAAGGCAUCAGAUCUCAUUAUAGAUGGUUGUGAGCCACCUUAUGGUUGCUGGGAUUUGAACUCAGGACCUUUGGAAGAGCAGUCAGUGCUCCAGCAACCCUCCCCCUCCUUCCUUUUUUUUUUUUUUUUUUUUUAAAAACAGACAGGGUUUCUAAGUGUAGCCUUGGCCUAUGUCUUGAACUCACUCUGUAGACUAGGCUGGCCUGGAAUUCAGAGAUCAGCCUGCCUCUGCCUCCCAUGUGCUGCGAUUAGUGGCAUGUGAUAUCACAUUCGGCUCAGAUUACAGUUGUUUUUGUUUUGUUUUUAAGUUUUAUUUUUAUGUACAUUGGUGUUUUGUCUGUGUGUCUGUGUGAGAGUCUGGCCCACUGGAACUUGAGUUACAGACUAGUGAACUGCCAUGUGCAUUCUGGGAAUUGAAUCUGGGUCCUAUAGAAGAUCAGCCACUGCUCUUAACCGCUGAGUCAUGUCUCUGGCCUCCCAGAUUACAGUUUAAAUGGAGAAUCUGAACCCGAGUUCAGAUCUGUUCAGUGUGGCUGCUCAUUGCCUGAGGGAGUAAAUGGGUUCACAGGCAGAUCGAGCCGUCACAAGCAUAUCUCACUUUUCCUUAUAAAGGCAUGCAUGUGAAAACUAUCUAUCUGUUCACAUUGAAAUAGAGUAGUGAAUGAAAGCAGUUGUUUAGAAUUUUAGUCACUUAUGAUAUCAUCAGUGUGCUAAGAGGAAAUGAAUGCCUGAAUACUUUGUACCACACCUCUAAACCAAAACGGGAUACACUGGGAAAGGACUGAAAGUUUUCUUGCUUGUAUUGUUGUAUUAAAUUGUUCCUAAGGACCUGAAUUUGUAUUUGGGAAUACUUUGCUUGUUUCCUUGAAAUUAUAUUGGGUAUAACCAGUUUCUGUGUAACCCUGGCUGGUCUGUGUAGACCAGGCUGUAUUGUCCCAUGCCUCUGCUCUGGGAUUACAGGUUUGGCCACCAGGCUUUGCUCAUUAUCAGUUACUUCAUGCUUACUCAACACUUCCAGUGUUUGAGUCACUGCACUGGCUCAUGGGAAAAUCUUGUGAUGCUGAGUCAAGAGGCUACCCAUGUGUGUUUUGGUAGCUUCGUUUUCCCCUUCAGAACUUGAUAUUGUGAGACUUCUAACUUUUUUUUUUUUAACCUGGAGAGUUUAAAAUGCUAUCUGUUGUAUGAUUUUUAAAUUGACAUUCCUAGAGUUGAGCGUGUUUUCAUGCAUUUGUUGGCAGGUGUGCUUCUGGGAAGUUUGUGUUUUUAUUUGUUGUCAUUAUUUUGGAUUGCUUCUCUUCCUGGUUGAGUGAGAUUUCUUUAUUCUGGUUAUCUUUUGAGACAGGGUCUUGAGGUAGCCCAGGCUGGCCUUUAUAAAGCUCCUGAUCCUUCUGCCUCCUCCUCUCAGGUGUAAAUCACCGCAUUCAGCUUAAAUUAUUAUUGUUAUUUUUGGUUUUUCUUUUUUUUUUCUUUUUUUUUUAAUUUUUGGUUUUUCGAGACAGGGUUUCUUUGAGUAGCCCUGGCUGUCCUGGAACUCACUCUGUAGACCAGGCUGGCCUCGAACUCAGAAAUCCACCUGCCUCUGCCUCCCGAGUGCUGGGAUUAAAGGCGUGCGCCACCACGCCCAGCUUAAAUUAUUUUUUAAUUUAUGGUUUAUGAUUAUCCAUUUGGAUUUUCAUGACUUUUCAUUUUUUAUUCGUGUAUGUGUUUUGGUGAGAGUAGCCCAUGAUCUUUUUUGUGUUGUUGAUUUCUUAAAAAUCACACGGCAGCACACAUUUGGUGGUCAGAGGACAAGUCAUGGGAGUCAGUUUUCUUCCACCAUGUGGAUCCUGGGAUACAAACUCAUCAGACUUGGUGGCAGCUGUUGAGCCAUCUUGCUGGCCUUGUUGAUUUUGAGACAGGGUCUGAUUACAUAGCUUUGGCUGAACUUUUGUCAGUGUACUUUUUGUUUAGUCACUUUUAGUACUUUUAGUCAGUGUCCCAAGAGCUGGAACUACAAGUGUGUACCAUCAUAGCCUGCAAAAAUUCAUUUUAAUGAUCAGAGCUUUUCAGUCUUUUAUAACCUUUUUUAAAAAUUAAAUUUAGGAAAUUCUUUGCUUCCAGGCAUGCUAUUUUAAACACUUUCUUUUAAUGUUGGUACUGGGGCUUGAUUUAAGGCUUGUAAAUGCUAGGUAAGCACCCUACCACUAACCUACAUUCUAUUCCCAACAUGCCAUUUCAAUAAAUACAAUAUCACAUCAGUGUAGUAUGCAAUUUGACAUUUGAGGUCAACCUGGGCUAUAUGAAUCUUUGUUUCAAAAGAAAAAAAAAAGCAAACUUCUCAGGAAUUUUGGCAUCACAAGACCAGAGAGGUUUGUUUUUUGUUUUUUUGUUUUUUUUAAAGAUUUAUUUAUUAUAUGUAAGUACACUGUAGCUGUCUUCAGACACUCCCGAAGAGGGCAUCAGAUUUCGUUACGGAUGGUUGUGAGCCACCAUGUGGUUGCUGGGAUUUGAACUCAGGACCUUCAGAAGAACACUUGGCGCUCUUAAGCACUGAGCCAUCUCACCAGCUCCCCAAGAGAGGUUCUAAAUGGCUUCUAAGAAGUUGGGGACAGAUGUUCAUGGGACUUUCAGUUACCUUGACGAUGUCCCAUUUAAGAUAGGAGACAAAUUCAAAACACCAGCGAAAGUGGGUCUGCCUAUUGGCUUCUCCUUGCCUGACUGCUUACAGGUUGUCAGAGAGAUGCAGGUAACCCCUCUAAAUUUCUCAGUGUCACAAGUGCCCAACAUGCCUAGCUGUCCCCAGGCCUAUUUGGAACUGCAGGCACUGUCUCCGAGUGAGCGGCAAUGUGUAGAGACAGUAGUCAACAUGGGCUACUCAUAUGAUUGUGUCCUGAGAGCCAUGAGAAAGAAAGGAGAGAAUAUUGAGCAGAUUCUCGACUAUCUCUUUGCACACGGACAGCUUUGUGAGAAGGGUUUUGACCCUCUUUUAGUGGAAGAGGCUCUGGAAAUGCACCAGUGUUCAGAAGAAAAGAUGAUGGAGUUUCUUCAGUUAAUGAGCAAAUUUAAGGAAAUGGGCUUUGAACUGAAAGACAUUAAGGAAGUUUUGCUAUUACACAACAAUGACCAGGACAAUGCUCUGGAAGACCUCAUGGCCCGGGCUGGAGCCAGCUGAGACCUGGCCCUGCUACGGCCCUGCCACAGCACCACCAUUCCCCAAGGAGGCUCUGCACAGCUCACUUGUGGGGAAGACGGGACAUGCUUCCAGAUUUUCUUUGGGGGUUAGAAGGUCGGAUGUGGAGUUGACACUUGUUAGUCUCUGUGAGCCCAGGCCUGAGCUGGGGGAAAGUAGGAAGAUUUGGGCAUAUAUGCUCUCUAUUGGUUCCUUCCAUAUUAAACAUACCUGUGUUUUGAGAAGUGUCCUUCCCACUUUGGGCUUUCAGAAGGAAUACUUGGUUCUUUCUGGGGUCUCUAAUGUUCUCAGCCAAAACCUGGCCUGGCUACCAAGAAGAGUGGGAAGACAGGAGGAGCAGACUGCUGCUGUUUUGGGGCUAGAUCCUUUCCUCUCCUCUCUGCUGCACCACUGUCAGACUGGGCUCUAACCCAAGUGGAAUGCAACUGAGAGGGUCUUCCUGGGCCCGCCUUCCCCGACAGCCCUAGUGUUACACUGGUUCUGGAGUGUCUCUGCGGUACAAAGAUGCACUUUUCUUCAUGGGGCAAAGUCUGCCUCUUCUGCCAGGCAGUUCCCAUUUGCCCCUGUCCAGACUGUUUCUUUUGGCUUAGACCAUAAUCCUCUGCUGCCCGGGGCAUUGGAGCCCCUGUGCUAGGAAGCUGUCAGUUUUGAGUAUCAUUGGCCCUUUCCAGCACAUGGGUGAGAAAACAGGCCACGACUUGUCACUCAGCACUAACCCCCAGUUCUUGAACAGCCUCCUCCAGCCCUGCUUUAGGAUGACACAAUGAAUAACACCUAGGCAUAGAAACCAGUCUCUUUGGUUUGUUUGUAUUAUGUUCUACAAUAUUAAAGAUCUAAAUACAAAGGAUAUAAUACAGUCUUGAAUCUAAAGUAAUUUGCUAACUAUUUUGAUUCUUCAGAGAACUACUAAUAAAAAUCUAAAAGGUA